UGCGACAAAACGUCCCAGUGUUUUAGUAAGCUGCUUGAUUUUCCAUUUCGAAGCUGCUUACAUUUUCAUCCACAUCCACCCCCAUGAAUCUGUUAUGAAAUUCUCCAGAUCCGUUUUCCGCUUGUUCAGUACCUUCAGUGAGACCUCCAAGUCACAGAGAACUACAAAUUGUUCAAUCUCCCUCAGCUCGAUCAAGGAGCUUCACGCCCAGCUUAUUAGAACCCAAAUGCACACCGACCCAUCCUCCAUCUCUGAGGUUAUCAAGUAUUAUGCUCUUUCUCCACCGUUUUUGCACAAAGCCCAUUUCGUUUUCAAUCAAAUCCAGCGACCCACAUUCCUGAUAUGGAACCACAUGAUCCGCGGUCUAUCAAAGGGCGACAGACCUACUGAUGCAAUUCAUUUCUAUAACAGCAUGUAUUGCCAAGGAUUACACGGGAAUAAUUUGACAUUCAUAUUUGUGUUCAAGGCUUGUGCUAGAGUUUCUGAUGUUGAGCGAGGCCAGAAGGUUCAUGUGCAUGCUAUGAAACUUGGGUUUGAAUCCUAUCUUUUUGUUUCCAAUGCUUUGAUUCAUAUGUAUGCCUGCUUUGGUGAGUUGGAUAUUGCACGGAAGAUGUUCGAUGGAAUGCCGGAAAGAGAUGUUGUUUCUUGGAAUUCUAUAAUUUGUGGGUAUUGUCAAUUUAAUGGAUUUAAGGAGGUUUUGAAUCUUUUUAGGGAAAUGCAGGCUAUAAAUGUGAAAGCUGAUUCCUUGACAAUUAUGAAAGUUGUUUUAGCUUGUAGCUUUUUGAGUGAAUGGGAGAUGGCUGACCAUUUGGUGAAGUACAUUGAUGAAAAUAGUGUUGUGGUUGAUAUCUACUUAGGGAACACUUUGAUAGAUAUGUAUGGACGCCGUGGUAUGGCAAAUUCGGCAGGCAGAGUGUUUUAUCAGAUGAAAGAGAAAAAUAUAGUAUCAUGGAAUACAAUGAUCAUGGGGUAUGCAAAAGUUGGAAAUUUAGUUGCUGCAAGGAAGAUUUUUGAUGAUAUGCCUUCAAGGGAUGUGAUCUCAUGGACCUCCAUUAUCACAGGCUAUGCUCAAGCUAAGCAACAUGGCGAGGCGGUGAAGAUUUUUCAAGAAAUGAUGGUGUCUAUGCUGAAACCAGAUGAAAUAACUGUUGCUACUGUGCUUUCUGCUUGUGCCCAUCUGGGUUCACUUGAUGUCGGAGAGGCAGUUCAUGACUAUGUAUGCAAGCACGACAUAAAAUCAGACAUUUUUGUGGGGAACGCGUUGAUUGAUAUGUAUUGUAAGUGUGGUGUGGUUGAGAAGGCAUUGCAUGUUUUUCAUGAGAUGAAAAAUAAGGACUCUGUGACAUGGACUUCUAUAAUUUCAGGUCUUGCUGUGAAUGGUUUUGCCGAUUCUGCUCUUAAUCUCUUCUAUCAAAUGUUGAAAGCAGGCAUAUUUCCAACUCAUGGGACUUUUGUCGGAGUUUUACUAGCUUGUGCUCAUGUGGGAUUGGUAGACAAGGGAAUGGAGCAUUUCGAGAGCAUGGAGAAGAAAUAUGGACUCACACCAGAAAUGAAACAUUAUGGAUGCAUUGUGGAUCUUCUGAGUCGUUCUGGCCAUCUAGACAAGGCCUACGAGUUCAUAAAGAAAAUGCCGAUGGUUCCCGACGUUGUAAUAUGGAGAAUAUUGUUAAGUGCUUGCAAGCUGCAUGGAAAUGUGGUCUUGGCUGAGCUUGUCUCAAAGAAGCUUCUUGAAUUGGAUCCUCAAAACAGCGGGAAUUAUGUCCUCUCUUCAAGUACAUAUGCAGGUUCAGACAGGUGGGAUGAUGUUCUGAAGAUUAGAGAACUGAUGGAAGAGAGUGAUGUGCAGAAACCAUAUGCUUAUAGCUCCAUUGAAUUAAAUGGAAGGACAUUAACUAAAUCUCAUGAGCUCAUUUAACUCAAUGUCAACAACCCAACUUAUCUGAGUGCUUAUCCWAUGCAAUUGGUUUACUGGAUCAAUGCACUCAAGAAGCAUUCAUAUCCUUGAAGCCAGAACUCUCCCCUGCUAAAUGGAUUGAUGUUAAAAAGAUUUCUCUUAGCUGGUCAAUGCUAUACAAAGUUCUAUAGAACAUUCGAAAUUAUCCUUCAGAGUAACUACAGAAGGUUUUAAAUGUUCUAUAUGUGCCUAUAUUUGCCUCCACACCCUCCAUCCAGUUCUUUGUAUCCAACCACGAAAACCACCAAAGAAAAGUUGAGCUUGUUCUAAAAUUUGUUGACCUUGUGGCAUUGAUAAACAGCUCGUGGAGUCCCCUGGUAUAAUCAGAGUACAUCUUUAUGGGUUUGUACAGAUUGAAAAUACUUGAAGAAGGUGGUCUGCAGGCUCUGGCAAAUCGUUUGAAACAGUAGAAUGAGGAUCAGAAGAACUAGCAGAUCAUGACCAAAAUUUGAGUAAGAAAAGGAUGCAACGUCCAAAUCUAGAG
Messenger RNA from Momordica charantia (bitter melon), 2438 nucleotides. NCBI's taxonomy places the organism in Eukaryota, Viridiplantae, Streptophyta, Magnoliopsida, Cucurbitales, Cucurbitaceae. The record is from RefSeq and is a predicted model, not a curated record.